Olea europaea var. sylvestris is the source of this 1975-nucleotide messenger RNA. RefSeq names its product probable disease resistance protein At1g61310. NCBI's taxonomy places the organism in Eukaryota, Viridiplantae, Streptophyta, Magnoliopsida, Lamiales, Oleaceae. The record is from RefSeq and is a predicted model, not a curated record. Bases 118 to 1884 code for a protein of 588 amino acids. The transcript has 4 exons.
AAUGGCACCUUUGAUAAAUUGGAGUCUCUCGAAUUGAUAGAUUUACCCAAGUUUAGAGAGAUAUGCAAUGGAAAUCUUCCAAGGGUUGUCUUCAAAUCUCCAUUGUUCUGUAACCUUAUGAUGGUUAAGAUGCAUUUUUGUAAAGCAAUUACAAGCUUGUUUCAGGAGUCAAUUGUAAUAUGCUUGGUAAAUCUCCAAAGUCUAGACAUAUGCGAAUGUCCGCUAUUAGAGGAAGUUGUUUCAAAGGAUGCACGAGUAGACGAAGUUACCAAAACUUGCAAAACGCUUGAGUUUCCAAAACUUAAAAAAAUCAAGCUUGAAUCUUUGAGGAGAUUUAAGAGCUUCACAUCUCAAUCAAAUAGUAGUGUUGUUCAUCAAGCAUUGUUCAACCAGGUCUACUUUCCUAAGAUGGAGGUGCUGAAUAUUUAUAACUUGGAUUGUAUAGUAAAGCUACUAGGCAAGGAAAUGCCAAUAACAUCUCUGCAUAAACUAACAGCCAUAAGUUUGUACGAUUGUGUUGAAUUGCAGUCCAUUGAAGAAUCUGAUUCAAUUCAGUUACUUGAAAAUGUUGUUUAUCUUAGUGUGAAGAGAUGUAAUGCACUUGAAGAAUUGUUUGACGUUGAUGGUAUAAAGGUCACUAAUGAUGAUGCAGAGAUUAAUAUGUUUGGUCGAUUACGAACAUUGUGUCUACAAUCAUUACCGGAAUUGGAGCAUAUUACAAGGAUGGUUCCAAAAGGAAUUCGUGUCUUCCAAAAUUUGACAGAUCUUACAGUUGAAGAUUGCAAUAGAUUAAGAUACUUAUUUUCACCUUCUAUAGUCAACUCACUUGUGGCCCUAGAAUAUUUAUCAAUUGAAAAUUGCGAAGCAUUGCAAGAAAUCAUUGGAAGAGAAAAAGAAGAAGAAAACACUUCUGAGACAAGAAAUAUUGUCAACAAACCUCCAUCAAACCUCCAUCACUUAAGGCAAGUUGUUUCAAUGGAUGCAAAACAAAAUGAAGUUAUUGAUAUUCUUGAGUUCCCAAAAUUAAACAAACUCAGGCUUUGCGAUUUAAGCAAUUUUAAGAGCUUCAGAUCUGAAUCGAACAAUGAUGGCAUUCUUCAAACAUUGUUCAACCAGGUUACAUUGCCUAACAUGAAGGAGGUGGACAUUAGUGGAUUGCAGUAUAUAGUAAUGUUAGUGAAUAUAGAGGAAAUGCCAGUACGACACAUGAGGGUAAAGGAUUGCUAUAAUCUACGGACCAUUUCACAACUUGAUUCGAGUAAAUCAUUACAAAAUCUUGAAAUACUUGAAGUAGAAGGAUGUAAAGCACUGGAAGUACUGUUUGACUUUGAAUGUCUAAAGGUUACAAAAGAUCAUGCUGAAAGUGUAUUUGGUCGAUUGAGAUCGCUAAAGCUAGAAUCUUUGGACAAGUUAGUGCACAUUAUGGGCAUCGUUUCUAAAGGAAUUCGUGUCUUCGAGAAUUUGACAUCCAUUGUUGUUGAAAAAUGUGGCAACUUAGAGUAUCUAUUCUCAACUUCAAUGGCCUAUUCUCUUGUUUCUCUAUACGUUCUAGAAGUUUCAGAUUGUAAAUCAAUUAAAACGAUUAUUGGAAAAGAAGAAGAAAAAGAAGGCACUUCAGAGAUCAAAACAGUUGAAGCAAUGAAAACCAGAAUUGCAUUCCCUAAUUUAAACCGCCUACUACUCAAGAAUCUUUCAAGUAUUCAAAUGUUUUGCUCUGAAAAUUGUGAACUUGUGUUUCCUUUAUUGAAGGACUUGACCAUUAAAAAUUGCCCUAUGAUGAAAGAAUUGAGUCCAUGGCCAGUAAGUGCACCAAAGCUUGAUACUUCCGAUUUGUUGGAUAAGGCAGGCGGCUUGGCAGAGGAGGAUCAAGUUUGUAACAAAUAAAAAUUACUUGAGAAAUAUGAAGUUCAUUAUUUCCUAAGUAUAAAUUCUAAUGCAGUCAUUUCUUAUCUAUACAAUAUCUAUUUGAAGUCUA